Magallana angulata is the source of this 5409-nucleotide messenger RNA. RefSeq names its product MAM and LDL-receptor class A domain-containing protein 1-like. Bases 258 to 5222 code for a protein of 1654 amino acids. NCBI's taxonomy places the organism in Eukaryota, Metazoa, Mollusca, Bivalvia, Ostreida, Ostreidae. Gene Ontology annotation, cellular component: membrane. The transcript has 42 exons. Gene Ontology annotation, biological process: proteolysis. The record is from RefSeq and is a predicted model, not a curated record. Gene Ontology annotation, molecular function: metalloendopeptidase activity; zinc ion binding; calcium ion binding.
GUGAAUUCGAAAGACUUCUGAUUACUUUCCCAUUGGUCAGUUCUUGGCUUGGUAUAUAUCAGUGUAAAAGACUGAUAUCUGAAUAUUUUUGCUGAGAAAGGGACUGAGAUCCGUAUAGUUCUGGAGGAAAGGUGUUCAUCUAUGUCGUAACAAUCCCUCCCUGUACACCUAAAUACCCGGACUCGUGAUUUACCCAAACCCACCAGACUGGUAUAUACGCAGUCCCUCUUGUUCAGGAUCCAUCACACCUGGGGAGGAUGGGUCUCCUGCAGCCAGCUGUAGUGUUACUUCUGUUGUUGAUUGUCUUGUGUAUAGCGGGACAUGCAGUGGAUGGAUACAAUGGGAGAGUUAUCGGGAAAAAAGAAGCAAGAAUCGUCCUGAAUGAAUUGAGAAAAAGACAUGUGUCACACGUGUUGAAGAGGUCAACUGAUUCUGAACUGAAUUCUGAAAUAGACGAAGAAGAGACAGAUGUUGAACUUGCUAUGAUAGAACGGGAGUUAGAGCGUUACGAAAAUGAGUUGCAGAACACUGAAGACAAAGGACCCAAAGAACGUGAAGCAGAGGGCGGGGAAAAACUCAUCCAGGAGGCGCUGAAGGGUAAUGUUGAUCCCGACUCUGACGUGGUGAAUCUAUUAGAGAGCAUGUAUGUGGACGAAGGUUCCAGACACAACCAACACCCGGAAGGUAUUGAAAACAUCGCUUCAAAGAAAGGAAAGGUAUUUGGUGACACCCAUGACGGUCAUCGCUUGACACAGCAGCAGAUUGAGGAGCUGAAUCAGAUGAAUGGUGGAAGAAAGAAGAAUUUCCUGAAGUCGGCCACUCUCUGGACAGAUAACAUCAUCCCUUACACCAUUGACAGCAGUCUGUCCACAGAUCAGAGUAAUGUAGACGUCCUUAACAAGGCCAUUCAACAGUUCACUGACUACACCUGUUUGAAGUGGGUCCCCUAUGGUUCGGCGGAGGCUAACAAGGCCUCUUAUUCUACCUACAUUGAGUUCAUCUCUGGCAGUGGAUGUUGGUCCUAUGUUGGUAGAGUCUUUGACGACAAACAGCAAAUCAGUUUAGAAGACCCAGGCUGUGUUUCGGUAUCGACAGCUGUUCAUGAAAUGACGCAUGCUAUCGGCCAGGAGCACGAACAGUCCAGGAAUGACCGAGAUAAUUACGUCACCAUGCUGUGGAGUAACAUCCAGGGAGGAGAAACUAACAACAACAUGGCGAAAUCCAACACCUAUGACUAUAACCCUUACGACUAUGAGUCCGUGCUCCAGUAUAGUUUGACAUCAUUUAGCACAAACGGACAACCUACCAUUGAGUUCAAGGAUCGACGCCUGGAUUUCCUGGCUGAUUCUGCCACUGGACUCAUGUUCUACGAUAUACAGGAUAUUACUGAUGGUUAUAAUUGUACAGCACCCUGCCGGGGCGCCGAUGGAAACACCCCCCUGAAGCAGUGUCAGAACGGGGGCUUUGUACUUCACACCUGUAAUUGUCACUGCCCUGAUGGACUCACGGGGGAUCUGUGUCAAUCCGUCCGUACUGAUCCAGCAGAAUGUGGCCCGGGAAUUAUAACUUUAGCCGACGGAGAAUCCAGGACUAUAACGUCACCAAAUUUCAACAAUGGUGGUCCCUACCCAACCGGCAAGGAGUGUGUCUGGUUGGUGAAGGUUAUGCCUGGAAAAUUUGUAGAAAUGACCAUAGAAGAGAUGGACCUUACAACCGCUUGGUCAGCGUGCGAUCAUUGGCUAGAGAUACAGUACAACCUGAUUGGUCAAACAGGACCUAGACGAUGUGGAAAAGUUAGAAAGGAGACCUAUGUAACAGCAUUGCACGGGAACCCCACUUUGAUGUUGCUGAAGUUUGACAGUGCGUUCGCGUCCACGGCCACGGCGGGAAAAGGCUUCAACCUGACCGUGUCAUCUAUGGGUGGAGCUGACAUUACUACAUCACCGGCAACACAGAAUCCCUCAACUCUCUAUCCAGUGACAUCAUUCCAAACAACUCUUUAUCCAGUAACACAAUUCCCCACAACACAGACCUCGUCACCACCUGUUGUAGACCAGGAUCUUCAUUGUACUUUUGAAACUGGAACAUCAUGCUUCCUGAAUAACAUCAACAAUGAUGAUUUUGAUUGGCAGAUUCAAAGAAAUAACACGCCGUCGUUAGACACAGGUCCUAGCUCAGCUUACGAGGGUCAACUUUACUCGUACAUCGAAACCUCUGGAAUACGAAAGGAUGAUGUAGCCAUUUUAGAGAGCCACUAUAUCAUUACAACUACGACAUUCUGCCUUUCCUUUGCUUACCAUAUGUAUGGCGCGACCAUUGGUACCUUGCAAGUGGCGAUAAAGUCUCCUAACGGCGACCAAAUCUUAUUCAGCAAACAGUACGCCCAAGGGAACAAGUGGAUCGUCACAAGUGUCGAUGUUCCUCCUUCAAAUGGAAAGAUUCAAUUCAUUGGUAUCAGAGGAAGUGGAUACUGGAGUGAUAUUGCUGUUGACGAUAUCCACUUUAUGGCUGGCAGUUGUAAUACUGUGACAUCGUUCCCAACACAAUUCCCCACAACACAGACCUCGUCACCAUCUGUUGAAGACCAGGAUCUUCAUUGUACUUUUGAAACUGGAACAUCAUGUUUCCUGAAUAACAUCAACAAUGAUGAUUUUGAUUGGCAGAUUCAAAGUGGUAACACGCCGUCGUUAAGCACAGGUCCUAGCUCAGCUUACGAGGGUCAACUUUACUCGUACAUCGAAACCUCUGGAAAACGAAAGGAUGAUGUAGCCAUUUUAGAGAGUCACUAUCUCAUUACAACUACGACAUUCUGUCUUUCCUUUGCUUACCAUAUGUAUGGCGCGAACAUUGGUUCCUUGCAAGUGGCGUUAAAGUCUCCUAACGGCGAUCAAUACUUAUUAAGCAAACAGAACUCCCAAGGGGACAAGUGGAUCGUUACAAGUGUCGAUGUUCCACCUUCAAAUGGAAAGAUUCAAUUCAUUGGUAUCCGAGGAAAUGGAUACUGGGGUGAUAUUGCUGUUGACGAUAUCCACUUUGUGGCUGGCAGUUGUAAUACUGUGAUAGAUUGCACGAGUAAUCCAUGUGGUCCGAAUGCCCUCUGUGUACAGGAGACUAGCACUACUUAUCGAUGUGACUGCCACCCAGGCUUUACUGGAGUGUUAUGUGAUGUUGUACUUGGUCACGCGAACUGCACAUUUGAGAAAGGGGAGGAUUGUUUCCUAGAGAACAGUAAUCUGGACGAUUUCGACUGGCUCCUCAAUUCUGGGAAAACUCCAACCGAAUAUACUGGUCCACAUUCUGCUAAACAAGGUUCACAGUAUGCCUAUAUUGAAACUACUGGUAGACUUUUGGGUCAGAAGGCAAUGUUUGUCAACAAAUAUACGUUUGAAAGUGGAGACCGUUGCCUUACGUUUGCAUACCUUAUGUACGGAAAAACUGUCGGUACUUUGAGAGUACUACAAAAAACAAAUAUGAAUACGAUUGAAAUAUUUUCUAAAUCUGGUGAACAUAGCAAUUAUUAUGCAGAUUGGAAAAUGGCUUCGCUUGAUAUAUAUCACCACAUGAACGAUACAAUAGUUUUUGAAGCAACUAGAGGAAAAUCAUUUACAGGAGAUAUAGCUUUAGAUGACAUUAAGUAUACUAAUGGAAGAUGUGCUUGUGACCAAAUAACUUGUAAGAAUGGAGGAACGUGUCUAAAUAAGCAGAACGGGGGGUUUUGUCAAUGUCCACCCGAUAUAACAGGGAAUCGGUGCGAAAAGAAAAUUGGUCUUAUGGCGUCUUGUACUUUCGAUGAUGGACCUUGUUUUUUGACUGACAUCAACGGCCAAGACACCCUGGACUGGAGGAAAGCUGCUUGGCCCACUUUCGACACUUUCACAGGUCCUAGUAAACCCCUGGACGGAUUUUUCGCAUACAUAGAGGCAUCAGUAGGUCUUAAGCCCGGAGACAACGCAAUUUUCAGCUCCGCCACAACGUCACAACUUUCUCUCAGCGGUCCGUCAUGUCUUCGAUUUUUCUACAAUAUGAAUGGCAUUGAAAUAGGGACACUGAGAGUCUUCGCAGGUGAACGGAACUCAGAACAAAAAGUAUGGUCUCUCUCCGGAAAUCAAAAUGAUCAUUGGAUCCCAGUGGCCGUAUAUAUUCCGCCUACAAACGAUCUUGUAAUUAGGAUUGAGGCUAUUCGUGGCAAGGGCUACCUUAGUGACAUCGCCAUAGACACGAUUGAACUCUUUGAUUUUCCUUGCCCGGAAGUUUCCCUCCCAGCGAGCUGCACAUUUGAAGCUAAAACAGAUUGUUUCCUGAAGAACGAUAAGACGUUCGACGACUUUGAUUGGAAUGUUAGGGAUCACCCAACAUCUUCAGAUGGUACAGGUCCCUCAAGGGCAGCUGAAGGAAACUUUUAUGCUUUCAUUGAAACUACCGGAAGAAGGAAAGGUGACAUAGCUACACUUGAAAGAUUGCUUCCAGUUCCGGCAGAUGGGAAAAUGUGCCUGACGUUUGAAUACCAUAUGUUUGGAAAACGCAUGGGUUCGCUGGAAGUGCUUUUCCGAAACACGACUGUUUUUUACGAGUUUGGUCAAAAAGGAGACAAGUGGAACAAAGUUGACUUGAACUUGAAUGGCCUGAGCGGUACAGCUGUUCCAAUGUUGCAGUUUACAGCCACCCGAGGAUGUGGUUUCCAGAGUGAGGUAGCUAUUGAUAACAUACAACUUUAUGAGGGUGAAUGUGUUUCCCUCCCAGUGAGCUGCACAUUUGAAACUCUAAACAUUCAGGAUUGUUUCCUGAAGAACGAUAAGAAAUUCGACGACUUUGAUUGGAAAGUUAAUGAUCGCCCAACAUCUUCAGGUGGUACAGGUCCCUCAAGGGCAGCUGAAGGAAACGUUUAUGCUUUCGUUGAAACUAUCGGAAGAAGGAAAGGUGACAUAGCAACAUUAGAAAGAUUUGUUCCAGUUCCGGCAGAUGGGAAAAUGUGCCUGACGUUUGAAUACCAUAUGUUUGGAAGACACAUGGGUUCGCUGGAAGUGCUUCUCCAAAAUACGACUGUUUUUUACGAGUUUGGUGACAAAGGAAAUAAGUGGAACAAAGCUGAAUUGAAUUUGAAUAGUUCGGCUGUUCAAAUGUUGCAGUUUACAGCCACCCGAGGAUGUGGUUUCCAGAGUGAGGUAGCUAUUGAUAACAUACAACUUUAUGAGGGUGAAUGUGCCGUCCCCCUGCCUACCUGAACUAUUAACAAUGUUACUCUAUCUCAAAAUCUUCUGUUGGACCCGGCAUUCGACAAUUGGACACGAUACAAAUUGCGUGAUCUCGCCAAGAUGUUACAGAACUUAUUAAAUCAACUUGUUAUGAAUAGUUUCUGUGAUGUUCUUGCUUGAAACAGCAUUCAAUGAUAAUAAGAUAUUUAUUGACGAA